Prosopis cineraria is the source of this 607-nucleotide messenger RNA. RefSeq names its product protein TRIGALACTOSYLDIACYLGLYCEROL 5, chloroplastic. The transcript has 3 exons. Lineage: Eukaryota; Viridiplantae; Streptophyta; Magnoliopsida; Fabales; Fabaceae. The record is from RefSeq and is a predicted model, not a curated record. The coding region runs from base 49 to 459 and encodes 136 amino acids.
GAUCCAAUCCUGAUUGAUACUGUUGCUGGCUCCUUGCUCCCCCGAAAGAUGAACGGAAGGGACGACAAUGACGAGAAGGGUUUGCUGUGGAAACUUCCGGUGGUCAAGUCCAGGAAUUUCGGCAAGGUGGGACCCGCCUUCGGAAUUGGCGUCGGCUGUGGCUUCGGCGUCGGAGUUGGCCUUCUCGGAGGGGUGGGACUUGGUCCUGGAAUACCUGGAUUGCAAAUUGGUUAUGGAUUCGGUGCUGGUUGUGGGGUUGGUUUAGGAUUUGGGUAUGGCAUGGGGAGGGGAAUUGCUCAAGAUGAGAACAAAAGGUACUCGAAUGUUGGAAAUCUCUUUCGUAACUCUGGAAGCAUUCCUUCUCAGGACGAUAUUGCUGCACUUGUGGAUGAACUUGUCAUUAAUUCCAAAAAGCUUAUCAGAACGACAACUAAAGAAAUUGAGAAGUGGAGAAGAUGAAUGGAAUUGAAUUUGCUGAAUUAUUUUAUGUAUAAUUUUAUAAACUAGUGAUAUAGUAAUUCAUUGCAACAUUAUAGCAUGAGUGGCAUGGUUUAGUAGUAAAAUGUGACUCAAAUUUACAGUUAAUGUUGAAAUUUACAUUCCCCAA